This is a messenger RNA of Rodentolepis nana, 198 nucleotides long. NCBI's taxonomy places the organism in Eukaryota, Metazoa, Platyhelminthes, Cestoda, Cyclophyllidea, Hymenolepididae. The record is from the annotation of a GenBank genome assembly.
AUGUGGGGUCUGCAACCAAUUUUGAAAGCCCUUCCAGCGUGGUGGCGUUUUCUUCAGUGCCUUCGACGAUAUCGGGAUUUGAGCGUCAAAUCGCCUGUGCCACAUCUCAUGAAUGCCGGCAAAUACUCCACCACCCUCAUUGCCAUUUUAUUUUCUGCCAUAUCCAGUGUCGUUCCCAGUAAGUUCCACCUAUCUUGA